Molecule: messenger RNA, 1591 nt
Organism: Phytophthora infestans T30-4
Lineage: Eukaryota; Oomycota; Peronosporomycetes; Peronosporales; Peronosporaceae
Exons: 1
Coding region: 66-1508 (480 amino acids)
Molecular function (GO): protein binding
Source: RefSeq, a predicted model, not a curated record
GAAAACCAAUCCCAAAAGAGCACUACAACCCGCAGCAACACACCGCAACUAAUUCUGCACCCGCCAUGACGACGCUCAAGAUCUUGUGGAAGGAGAAGCAGGACAUGCGCCGCGUGCAGGUGUCGGCCGUGCACCAGGCCUUGUCAUCUCUUGACGGCCGCGUCGCCUCCGCCGGAAACGAGCUGAGUUUCCGUGACCUACGCGACUAUGUGCUAUUGGUCUUCCCGGAGCUGAAGGACGUCGAGCUUCUACUCUACUACAUUGACGACGACAGCGAGCAAGUGCGUAUUACCAACGACGCCGAACUGGACGAGGCCUUCCGCCUCAUGCGCGAGCUGGCCGUGGCCGCCGGCAAAGACGCCGACAACGCCGUGUGCAAGAUCAUUGUGGUGGCCAGAGAGCCGCUGCAGACCUCGGCCAAUCUGGCCAUGGACGCUAGCAACAGCUCCGUUGUCAACGUUCUACCCGGUGACGUCGAGGAGAUGCUGGCCAGCCAGCAGAAGAAGAAAAUGUCGGACCUAUUCGUGGAUCUCGGUAAGAUAGUGGACAAGUGGCAGGCCAGUGCCGAGCACCAGAUGCUCAAGAAAGACCUAGUGUCACUACUACAUGAACCCGGCUGCCAGGAGGCGCUCAUGGAGAUCAUGGCCAACACCAAGUUCGCCUCACUGUUCCAGAAAGUCAUGGAGGAGUUCCAGAAGAACGGCAACUUUGUGGGAUGUAUCGUAGCCGUGGCCGGCACGGCAGACUUGGAGCAAGUGGCCAACAUCCUGUUGGCUAAGUGCCCAAACGCCCGUGUACAGGUGGAACGCGUGUUGCAGCAAGUGCAGCACAGUCACAACGCGCAACUCAUGUCUGCUAGUGACUACUUUGAGACUAUUAACAUCGAAGAAACCAAGCAAGACUUGGGCCCCGUUGUGGCCGUAUUCGAAGGCGACGUCACGUGUCCGGACGGCACGGUACUGGCUCCAGGAGAGGCCUUUGACAAGGUGUGGAAGCUCAGCAAUGGUGGCCCCAACAAGUGGCCCAUCGGAGCUGUGCUCUCGUGUGUGGGAGGUGACAAAAUGCAGGCCCCAGAGAGCGUGUUGAUCCCUUCCGUGCUGCCUGGCAAGUCUAUCGACGUGUCGCUACGUAUGGUGGCGCCGGCCAAGGCUGGCCGGUACACUGGCUACUGGCGUCUGAGUACCCCGGACGGUAACCGGUUCGGCCAGCGUCUCUGGGUGGACAUUAACGUGAUGGAGCCCGAAGAACCGGCCACUGUUGCCGUCGACACGAAGGAGGUUCGUAUCGACGCUCCUGCAGCCAUCAUCUCGACUGCAGGCGCGUCUGUGAAUGUUCCGGCGCCUGCUGCAGUGGUAAACCAGCAGGACGAAGAGGAACCGCGAUGGACGAACGAACUUCAGGCAUUGGCCGACAUGGGCUUCACGGACAAGACGCACAACGUGGCUCUGCUAUCGCAGCACGAAGGCGACAUGGACGCUGUGAUCACGGGACUCUUGAGCUCCGCUUAAGAGUGUUGGCUCUUUAAACAGCGUGUGGAAGACGUGUCUUCAUGCAGCGUAUAUUACAUUGAAUACAUUUCUCUUGCCUUUGC